GGAGUGCAAUGGCAGGAUCUUGGCUCACUGCAACCUCCACCUCCCAGGUUAGUAGAGACAGGGUUUCACCAUGUUGGCCAGGCUAGUCUCAAACUCUUGGCUUUAAGUGAUCUGCCUGCCUUGAUGUCAUUUGGCAUUAAAAAUGUCAGUCAACAUAAAAGGAUGCACAUAAUGAAAACUUAA
Mandrillus leucophaeus (drill) is the source of this 183-nucleotide messenger RNA. Its product is annotated as protein GVQW1-like. The annotation marks the transcript as partial. The transcript is spliced from 3 exons. The record is from RefSeq and is a predicted model, not a curated record. NCBI's taxonomy places the organism in Eukaryota, Metazoa, Chordata, Mammalia, Primates, Cercopithecidae.